Molecule: messenger RNA, 3004 nt
Organism: Xylona heveae TC161
Lineage: Eukaryota; Fungi; Ascomycota; Xylonomycetes; Xylonales; Xylonaceae
Product: amidohydrolase
Exons: 6
Coding region: 1-2907 (968 amino acids)
Molecular function (GO): hydrolase activity, acting on carbon-nitrogen (but not peptide) bonds
Source: RefSeq, a predicted model, not a curated record
AUGGCUGGCAAGAACGGCAUCCUGGCAGAGCCACCGCCUUACGAACAAUCGGAGCAUGCUCCGCGCUGGUGUCGACCAGGUCGGCGUCGCAUUGCGCGGGCGUUGCUGACUCUUGCUGUGUUGAUUGCUGUACUCCAGCUCGGAUCCGUAUUUUCGAUCAACAAUUUGCCUGUUACCACAACAGAACAGGAUGCUUUUGUGAAAGGGCUUGAUCAAUGUCGCCUGAGCCAGAACCGCGGAGCGCCCAUCAACGUCGCCUCCGCUUCUCGCGACAACCCGAGAUGGAACGCUGCUGUAGGCCAGCAGACAACCGUAGUCAUCAAGAACGCCAGCCUUUUCGACGGUGAAACAACUCUUUCGGAUGCAUUUGACAUUACUUUUGAGUCGGGCGUGAUCCACUCGGUCUCGAAAUCAUCGUCGAACGCUGAUCUCCCCAAGCAGGCUCGCGUGAUCAACGCUCAUGGGCGGUUCGUGACGCCUGGGCUCGUGGACAUACAUUCUCACCACCUUCUUAUCCCUUUCCCUGAGCUGCCUGCAACGAGAGAUGUCAACGAACGGCCUUUGUUGGGGCCCAUCACGCCUUUUGUCCGGGCAUUGGACGGAUUCAAGGCCUAUGAUCCCGCAAUUAAGAUUAUCGCAUCUGGGGGUAUCACUUCGUCUCUCGUUCUGCCAGGUUCCGCCAACAUUGUGGGUGGAGAAGCAUUUCUGGUCAAGAAUCUGCCACUUGCUGGCAAGGACGGCGAGCCUGUAGCGGCUGAGCUUCUUCUCGAGGAUGGCGUCCCGGAAGAAAACCGACAAAGAUAUCUCAAAAUGGCUUGCGGAGAGAACCCCAAGGGAAUCUACGGCUACACUCGUCUUGGCUUGACUUGGCUUCUCCGCGAGCACUUGGACGAGGCUAGAAAGUUACAGGAGCGUCAAAACUCCUGGUGUGAGGCCGCAGUAAAUGCAGCCACGAGCACGUUUGGCAAAUCUCAGCGUCUGCCAACUUUCCUCAGAGAUCAAGGGUUCUUCCCCUCAUCCUUGAAAUACGAGACCACCCUUGCACUUUUGAGAGGCGAGUUGAACGUCAACAUCCACUGCUACGAGCCACAGGACUUUGAGGACGUGCUGAACGUGUUACACGAAUUCGGAGUGCAUCCUCAAGCUUUCCACCAUGCGCUGGAAGCGUGGCAAGUACCAGAGUUCUUGAAGCAUGCUGAAGAAAACAUCACCAUUGCCACUUUUGCCGAUAAUGGUUUCUUCAAGGCGGAAGCGUACGGGUCCAACUUGAGGGCACCAAAGAUCCUCAACGACCAUGGUAUUCCUGUAGCCUUGAAAUCGGACCAUACUGGUGAAGGCAACUAUGCCAAGUAUCUCGCUGAUCAAGCGGCAGUGUCCCACUCUUUCGGUCUCCCUACCGACAACGCUCUCCAAUCAAUCACUUCUAUCCCAGCCAGAUCUCUAAACCAAGCUCACCGCAUCGGUUUCGUGCGACCUGGAUAUGACGCCGAUCUCGUUAUAUGGGACGAUCACCCUCUUCAAGUUGGGGCGACACCGAGCCAUGUCUUCGUCGAUGGCCGAGCAGUAGUCGAUGAUAAGCCGAAGUCAAAUGCUGCUGCUGCUCAGAAGGGCAAGCCUCAGCAAGCACCGGCUAUUCGACCGUCGAUUUCAUUAGAGCAAAGAGAGAGCAUAUGCGAUCGCGUCCAAGGCGGCAAAUCCAAGGUCCUCUUCACAGGCAUCAAGAAAGCCUUGGUUGACACUCCAGCCCAUUUGACCGAGACCGCUGAAGAACUGGCUUUGGUGGUCAAGGACGGUCAAAUCACUUGCUUCGACACCACUCCUGUGUGUGUCGGUACCCAAAACAUUGGCGAUGACACAACACACAUUAAGCUUCAAAAUGGCUAUCUGACACCAGGACUUAUCGCCUUCGGAAACACCCUCGGUAUUCAGUCUAUCCCGUCCGAGAGUUCUACGGGAGAUGGUUCGGUAGGACGCAGCGGAGAUCCCCUCGACGAGCAGAAGAGGCUGCACUUCGCUAAGUACGGAGUUCAUUUGCACGAUCGAGCUCUAGUGAGGUCUUCAGUUGGAGGCGUGACAAAAGCUGUUUCGGCGCCUCUCUUCGGUGGAAGCAUUGUACAGGGGGUCAGUGUGGGGCUACGGACAAGUGAGAACGUCACCCUGCUGGAUGGAGGGAUCUGGCAGGACGAGGUUGCACUUCAUCUUGUGAUCGGACAGAAAUCCAAGGGCAAUGACGACACUCCCACAGUAUCUGCCGGAAUCGAGCGUCUGCGCCAGAUUCUCGAGGGAGGAGAAGGUACAUCGACAGGGAGUCACAGCAGCAUCUAUGCACGGGCUGCCAAUGGGUCCAUCCCUGUGGUGAUUCAAGCCUUCAACGAGGACGACAUCGCCCAAAUCAUUCUCAUCAAACGCGACUUCCCCACCGCCAACCUCGUCCUCUUUGGCGGCCACGGCGCCCCUCUCGUCGCCAAACCUCUCGCCGACGCAGGCAUCCCCGUCAUUUUCACCGGUAACCGAGGAGCACCCGAUACUUGGGAAAAGCGACACCUGCUCACGGGCCCGCCGCUGACGGAGAGCCCCGCGAAGAUCUUAACUGAUGCAGGCGUGUCCUUUGCUCUCGCCAUCACGGGCGACUCCAAGGUCUAUAGCCUCGCGCAAGAAGCCCAGUGGGCCGCCAAGUAUGCUGGUUUGACCGAGAAGCAAGCCAUCAGCUUGGUCUCCACCAAUAUCGAAACGAUUCUCGGACUCCGCCCAAAGACAAGCCUAUCGGAGCAAGGUUUGCUGCCGCACGGAGAUGUCGUCGUCUGGGAAGGUAAUCCCUUGAAGGGCGAGGGUUCGGUCGUCGUGUCCAUCCAAGAGGACGGGCGGAUCGGUGACUGCUGGCCAGAAGGCCGAGUCGCGGCCAUUUAAAGUUCACGUACGGUGUACCUAUACGUCUGAAAGGUACUGUAUAUAUGUGGAUAUACCUGCUGUAUUUUAUAAACCUUUUAGAGAAAGGCUCCGCGCC